Chrysoperla carnea is the source of this 1203-nucleotide messenger RNA. RefSeq lists its product as uncharacterized. The coding region runs from base 1 to 1203 and encodes 400 amino acids. The record is from RefSeq and is a predicted model, not a curated record. NCBI's taxonomy places the organism in Eukaryota, Metazoa, Arthropoda, Insecta, Neuroptera, Chrysopidae. The transcript has 8 exons.
AUGAUCAAUUGUCUAAAUAUUUUAUUAUUUUUCAUCGCUAUCGUGAAUUCAAAUUUAAUUGUAACCAAAUAUAAUGAAAUUUUUCCAGUAGUUCCAAAUUAUGUUCUAAACUCCACAAAUAAUGAAUGUGUUCAACAUAGUGUUUUAUAUUUGGAAAAUUUUCAAAAUUAUACAAAAUGGGCAUUUCAAAUGUGGGAUGCUUCCUCAAAAACUCCUGUAGCACAAAUGAUUGCCGAUUCCAUUAAUAUUGGACACUUUGAUGAAUGUUUAACCGCAAAUGCACCAUUCGACACCCAAUAUUGUUUAAUUGAUGUUCAAUUAACAUUAGAGCAACCACCAAAGACUAAUGAAGAAACUAUAUUUGACUCAAUUCUUGGCAAUUUUCAUCCAAAAAUCUGGUUCAUUUCACGAUUGGAUGAGUUAGUUUUGAGAUGUCGCCAAAAAUAUCAAGUAUCAACUGCAGAAGAAAUUGCUCCAGCAUAUCGCCCUUUUGUUUUAAUUGGUGUAUUUGUGGUGCUGGUACUUAUUUCAAGUAUAAUACAUAAUUAUUUACAUUUAGAGCCAAAUACACUUAGAAGUAUAAUAAUUCAGUCAUUUUCACUAACGCAUACAAUUCGAAACGAUUUACUUAAAGCUGAUGAAAAUAAUUUGAGGUAUUUACAUGGUAUUAAAGUAUUUUCGGUGAUUUGGAUUGUAUUCGGGCAUAGCAUGGCUUUAUCUCAUCUUGGAGUUAUGUAUGAUUUCAGACACUCUGAAGAGGUUAAUAAUUAUCUACUGAAUUAUUUAGUUAUACACGCCGACUUAUGGGUUGAUACAUUUUUCAUUGUUGGAGGUUUACUUACAACAUACCUAUUAUUGAGUCAAUAUGAAAAAGGGAAAAAAUUUAAUCUAGGAAUGUUGGUUUUAUUACGGUAUUUGAGAUUAACACCUGUGUAUGCGAUAGCCGUAUUUUUCUUUGCCACAAUAUUCACAAAAAUAGAUAAUGGACCUUUAUAUCAUCUAAUAUUAGAUGACGAAAAAGAAAUGUGUCGUGAGAAUUGGUGGCUAAAUUUACUUUACAUAAGUAAUUAUGUGAAUACAAAUAGAACUCAUCAAUAUGGAUUAUUAACACUUGGAAUUAUUGCAUUUGCUUCUAUGAUAACAUCAUCCGUAUUAACGUUUAUUAACAGUUGGGAUGGAGCUAUGUUGUUUACAGUAACGUAA